AUGGCUGAAACGGAUAUCAUCUGGUGGAAAGAACUAAGAGACGAAACAGGGUUGAUACUUUUACAACCUACUCUGGAUUACAUUGAUAUAACAACAACAAGAGCAGAUGCUAUGACCAUUAGUGUUUUAAAGAUUAGUAAUUUGGAUUUAAAUCGUGAUACUGCCGAGUACAUGUGUCAAGACUCGGAAUAUAGUUUACCGGUAUCAUUAUCUGCCCAAUUAUUUGUAUAUCAACCACCUUACAUCAAAAUGGUUACAGAACCCAAGAAUCCACUUAUUGAAGUUGGAAAACCAGACAAUAUAGUCAUUUACUGUGCUACCAAUGGACGAACCGUGGAAUGGGAAAAGAAUGGUGUUAAAAUUAAUGGCAGUGGUCUGAUGGAUUUGGAUGCCGAUGGUGAUGUAGAUAUUAUUGUCAAUUAUAACAAUACCUUAAAGAUAAUUAACAAUUCAGUCUCAAAUGCUGGGACUUACAUUUGUUAUAUGGAACAUACAUUAAAUGGAAAUAGAUUACGAGAGGAACAAUCUGUGGAUAUCGGAGCUGCAGUAGUGGUGGAACUUGACCAGUCAGUGAGUAUGGAAGAAGGUGAGACUGCAUACAUAAAAUGUGAGGCCCAAGGGUAUCCAGUACCUACUGUGAUAUGGUAUAAAGAGAGUAACAAAAGUGUAACCCAUGAACUUGUAAAUGGUACUGGAGAUGGGCGUGUUUGGAUAUCGACAGAAGCGAAACCAGAAAUGGUUACAUCGACGCUUAUUAUUAUGACUUUUCUAACAAAUUAG
This is a messenger RNA of Saccoglossus kowalevskii, 780 nucleotides long. Its product is annotated as hemicentin-2-like. Lineage: Eukaryota; Metazoa; Hemichordata; Enteropneusta; Harrimaniidae. The record is from RefSeq and is a predicted model, not a curated record.